Schistocerca nitens (vagrant locust) is the source of this 696-nucleotide messenger RNA. RefSeq lists its product as uncharacterized. The coding region runs from base 118 to 354 and encodes 78 amino acids. NCBI's taxonomy places the organism in Eukaryota, Metazoa, Arthropoda, Insecta, Orthoptera, Acrididae. The transcript is spliced from 3 exons. The record is from RefSeq and is a predicted model, not a curated record.
CUGGCGACUUCUGUAAUAUACUGAGAUUGCGUUUGAUUGCCAAAUGUUUCAGGUUGUGUUUGUCCAGAGAGAGAAAGUCAAAGUUAGUGUUCAAUACUUCGUUAUUGACCAGAAGAAAUGCACAGUGAAUGUCGCACAUUUACUACGUAUAUUAGUAUCGUUAUGAUAUACAAAACUGUAGUCCUGGACAAUUUGAAAACCAUUUCAGUCAAAGAAGAAAAAACAGAGGAGAUGUGUGUUGAGCCAGGCACCAUGAAUAUAAUGCUCUUCAAUGGUACAAAAUAUCUGCAUAAUAUGAUAAAUGAAGACAUUCAAACCUUUUACCCAUAUCCUGUAUGGCAAAGUGUUCUUUAAUUAACGGAUUCAUUAAUGGUAUAGUAGAAGUAAAAUGAUAUUCAAGAUAACGAGUUUGUUUGCGUAGUCAUCCUGCACAGCCAGCACAGAAAUAUUUGUUUUGUAAAUAACAAACGCCUACUCUAGCUGCAUUGUAUUUUCUCUCUCCCAGGUGCAUUUCACAGCAUGUGACUACAUGGCACAAAGCGCAGAUACCAACUAAAAAUGCGAAGAACUGUAACUAAUCAUUUCUGUACAUAAAAAGAGAAGAGAACUGUUUUAUAAUAUACAAAUGAUGCAUACCAAAACAAAACUGUAUGAUUAUAGAUUCCACUGAUGAUAAAGUGUAAAAGGUGAAAUGCA